Molecule: messenger RNA, 1323 nt
Organism: Manacus vitellinus (golden-collared manakin)
Lineage: Eukaryota; Metazoa; Chordata; Aves; Passeriformes; Pipridae
Product: hormonally up-regulated neu tumor-associated kinase homolog A
Biological process (GO): protein phosphorylation; intracellular signal transduction
Cellular component (GO): cytoplasm
Molecular function (GO): protein serine/threonine kinase activity; ATP binding
Source: RefSeq, a predicted model, not a curated record
AUGCCCACAGCAAAAAAAGCAGGCUUGGAUGACAAAAUGACAGAUACUGGCAAUUUGGAUGGGAUAUUACCAGAAUGGGAGAAAAAGGAUAUAAAAAUACCUGCCUGUUUUAACAAGAUGCCCCAAGAGACCGGGAAGACUUUCCCUCAUUCCAAACAAGUUGGGAAUUACCUAGUAGGCAAAAUGAUCAACAAGGGUUCCUUUGCCAAAGUGAUGGAGGGACUGCACAUCCCCACAGGGGAGAAGGUAGCCAUAAAAGUCAUUGACAAGAGGAAAGCCAAGCAGGAUUCCUAUGUUUUAAAAAACAUGAAGCGUGAGCCGCGGGUACACCAGAUGAUUAAGCACCCCAAUGUUGUUCAGCUAUAUGAGACCUUGGAGACUGACAACUCCUAUUACAUGGUGAUGGAACUGUGCCUUGGUGGCGACCUCCUGGACAGAAUUUGUGACAAAAAGAGGCUGGCAGAAUGGGAAGUAAGGAGAUACAUCUGGCAAAUUCUAUCUGCAGUAGAGCACCUGCAUUGCCAGGGAAUUGUUCACAGGGACCUAAAAAUUGAAAAUUUUCUUCUUGAUGAGAACAACAACAUCAAAAUCAUUGAUUUUGGACUGAGCAAUACUGCAAAGUUCAGUGGUCUCUCCCAGGAGCUGUUACAUACCCAGUGUGGAAGCCCAGCUUAUGCUGCUCCAGAACUCCUUGCUCAUAGGAAAUACGGUCCAAAAGUAGAUGUCUGGUCCAUAGGCGUAAGCAUGUUUGCUAUGCUAACCGGCACAUUACCCUUCACUGUGGAACCUUUUAAUAUCAAGCAACUACAUCAAAAGAUAUUAACUGGAGAAAUCAGCCCUAUUCCGUCAGAUAUCUCCCCUGGAGCUGUACACUUCAUGCAGUCCUUACUUGAGCCUGACCCUGCUAAGAGGCCUGAAGUCAAAGAAGCAAUAAAAGACAAAUGGUUGAAUGAGGGUUUCAUCAGGAAAAUACUAAACACUGCUCCCUAUGAGAACAGACUUUGCCCCAGUGACCUGAACUCUGUUGUUUUAAACUACAUGACGGAAUUUAUGGAAUUCAGUCCUUCAGAAGUUAUCAACAUUUUAAUAAAUAACAGACCCUCUUCUGCCAUGGCUUCUUAUUGCUUAUUGCUGAAGAAACUGCUCAGGUACCAGAAAGACCUCAAAAAUGCUCAGGUAAGAUAUAAUGGUCAUGAGAGGCAUAAAGUGUUCCUUGAUUUUUAUGAGGAACAAUACAGUAGCCACAUAGCACAUGUAGAAAAGGUACUUGUCCAUGGAAUGGGGGAAAAGUCAUCAAAAAUAGUUGUGAAAUUGCAGAUUUGA